AAAGGAUAAUUACAACCCACCUUAGGGCACUUGAACGAAUAAACCACAUUUCAUAAUAGGACCCACUCUACCUAGACUGACCCAAUUGGACCUAACUUCCGACAUGCGCGAACGCCGGUGUACUCGCCACGCCGAUUCUUCGGAGUCGGAGAUCGAUUCCGAAUCGGAAACCAUGCAGUGCAUAUCAUGCAGGGAGGAAUACGGGACACGUGACGCGGGCACGUGCAAGGAAUGUUACGAGGAGGCCAGCGAGACCGAGGAGGAGCUCAAGCGAGAGAUCGACGAUCUUAAGGCUAAAGUUGCUUUUUUAAGAUUUUGGUCUCCGCUUGAUCAUCAUGCUAGGUCUCACAAUGGACCUUGUUACACCGACGUCGUUUUGGUCGCCACCACCGAGGAUGGUUCCUCUGGCCUCUCCGUUCCAGUCCCUGCCCAUAAAGCCGUUUUGGUGAGCCGUUCUCCAGUGUUCAAAGCCAUGCUAGAGAAUGAAAUGGAGGAAAGCCGGAGUGGCACUAUAAAGAUCAGUGAUGUGACUUAUGAUGCACUUCGUGCAUUUGUCAGCUAUUUGUACACUGCAGAAGCAUGCCUUGAUGAGCAAAUGGCCUGUGACCUUCUAGAACUGGCUGAAAAAUACCAGGUGAAGCACCUUAAAGCAUACUGUGAGAAGUUCCUGCUAUCCAAGUUAAAUUGGGACAAUUCAGUCAUGAGCUAUGCCUUUGCACACCAGCAUAAUGCUAAACAACUGCUUGAUGCAUCUUUGUCAUUGAUCACUGACAACAUGGACAAGUUCACCAAACGGGAGGAGUACAAAGAACUUGUUGAAAAGGACCCCCACCUUGUGGUGGAGAUCUAUGAAGCUUACCUCUCCAAACAGGUGAAUACUGCUGCCCAUAAGGAUUCUUCCAUGAAGUAAUAACUGAGUACAGUUUUCUUCCUGUUCUGAUCUGAAAACAGAGAGGGAUAAAAUAUGAGUCACUGAUCAUUGUUUUUUGUUUAUGAAGUCUCUGGAUGUGGAUGGAGAGUAUAUGAACAAACUAAAAUAUUUGUUGGUUGGAAAGUUCUGUAGUAGUUUUCGUCUAUAUUGAAGGGCAUGCCAAAGUUUUCUCAAAGAUGUGAGAUACUGGUGGCAAAACUUGAAAUUGUAAUAUGUUGUGGAGUUAUGGAAAUCAUCUAGUGUUAUCUGUA
Mangifera indica (mango) is the source of this 1182-nucleotide messenger RNA. Its product is annotated as BTB/POZ domain-containing protein At4g08455-like. The coding region runs from base 104 to 910 and encodes 268 amino acids. Gene Ontology annotation, cellular component: cytoplasm. The transcript has 2 exons. NCBI's taxonomy places the organism in Eukaryota, Viridiplantae, Streptophyta, Magnoliopsida, Sapindales, Anacardiaceae. The record is from RefSeq and is a predicted model, not a curated record. Gene Ontology annotation, biological process: regulation of proteolysis; proteasome-mediated ubiquitin-dependent protein catabolic process. Gene Ontology annotation, molecular function: ubiquitin protein ligase binding.